Closterium sp. Naga37s-1 is the source of this 613-nucleotide messenger RNA. The record is from the annotation of a GenBank genome assembly. NCBI's taxonomy places the organism in Eukaryota, Viridiplantae, Streptophyta, Zygnematophyceae, Desmidiales, Closteriaceae.
AUGUUACCCGUUUUCCCUGUUCCCCCUUUUCCCUGCCCCCCCUUUUUCCCUGACCCCUUUUUCCCUGUCCCCCUGUUUCCUUGUCCCCCCUUUUUCCUGUUCCCUCUUUUCCCUACCCCUUUUUUCCCUGUUCGCCCUUUUCCCUGUUCCCCUCUUUCCCUGUCCCCCCUUUUCCCUAUCCCCCCCUUUCCCUGUUCCCCCUUUUCCCUGUCCCCUUUUUUUCCUGUCCCCCAUUUUUUCCUGUUCCCCUUUUCCCCUGUUCCCCGUUUUCCAUGUCCCCCAUUUUCCUUGUCCUCUUUUCCCCUGUUCCCCUUUUCCCCCGUUCCCCCUUUCCCCUGUUCCCCUUUUCCCCUGUUCCUCCUUUUCCCUGUUCCCCCCUUUCCCUGUCCCACCUUUCCCCUAUCCCGCCUUUCCCCCGCCCCCCUACUCCCUGCUGUAUUCCCCCUAUUCCCCGUUCCCACUUUCCCCUGUUCCCUGGCCCCGUGCGCCAGGGCUGCCUUUCCCAGCUACGAGUAACAUCCGCUGCUGCCAUUUGCCUCCCUUGUUCAGCUAUGCCUUCUUCCCUCGUCACCCCAUUCUCCCUCCUCCCGUUCUUCCCCCCACCCGCUCAUAG